AGGAGCAGCGGACGGAUUGGGUCAGAGCGAGGAUUAGGAGCCGAGGGGGGAUCCUGUGCGGAGAUGAGUGAUCCCCCCCAGGGCAAGACCGGGCAGCAGGGUGAGGGUCCUCUAUGCGGGGCAGGAUGGAGACCCCUGCGAGGAGGGGGUCAAGGGCAGGAUGGGGGUCCCCUGCCGAGACACCCCCCUCCUCCCCAGCCCGGGUACCACCCCCCCCGGCCUCUCGCAGCCAAUGGGCAGCGGCGGAGGUUUGGGGGGGGGGGGGGCGGGUUCCCGAUCGGGGCCGCUUGUUUUUUGUGAAUGAAAGGCGGGGCGGCCGCGACUGCAGCGCGCUGCUCCGCGCAAGGCUCCGCGCAGGGCUCCGCGCAAGGCAAGCAGCUCAGGGGGCCGCGGAUGCGGAGGAGGGGGGUGCCGAGGUGCCGGGAUGGGCCCCCGCGCCCCAGGCCUUGAGCCGCGCACCGCGGCCCCGAGCCGCGCACACACCAACCGCGCAACUUGCGCCGUGACCAUGUCCGGAGGGGCGAGCCCGGCCCCGGCCCCUGGGAGCCGUCGCUUCAUCUCUGUUGGUGUCCCAAUUAAUGGAUUCUGACAUGGAUUAUGAGAGGCCAAACGUAGAAACUAUCAAGUGCGUCGUGGUCGGGGACAACGCGGUGGGGAAGACCCGACUCAUCUGUGCCCGCGCCUGCAACGCCACCCUCACCCAGUACCAGCUCCUCGCCACACACGUGCCCACAGUCUGGGCCAUCGACCAGUACCGUGUCUGCCAGGAGGUGCUGGAGCGCUCCAGGGAUGUGGUAGAUGAUGUCAGUGUGUCCUUGAGGCUCUGGGACACCUUUGGUGACCACCACAAGGACAGACGCUUUGCUUAUGGCAGGUCUGACGUUGUGGUUUUGUGCUUCUCCAUCGCCAACCCCAACUCCCUGCACCAUGUGAAGACCAUGUGGUACCCAGAGAUCAAACACUUCUGCCCCCGUGCCCCCGUCAUCCUGGUGGGCUGCCAGCUCGACCUGCGCUACGCCGACCUCGAGGCCGUCAACAGGGCUCGGCGGCCCUUGGCCAGGCCAAUCAAACCUAAUGAGAUCCUUCCCCCGGAGAAGGGGAGGGAAGUGGCCAAGGAGCUGGGGAUCCCUUACUACGAGACCAGCGUGGUGGCCCAGUUUGGCAUCAAGGACGUGUUUGACAACGCCAUCCGCGCCGCCCUCAUCUCCCGCCGCCACCUGCAGUUCUGGAAGUCCCAUCUCCGCAACGUGCAGCGGCCCCUGCUCCAAGCCCCCUUCCUUCCUCCCAGACCCCCUCCUCCCAUCAUCAUCGUCCCCGACCCCCCGUCCAACAACGAGGAGCGCCCGGCUCACCUCUUAGAGGACCCGCUGUGCGCCGACGUCAUCCUGGUGCUGCAAGAGAAGGUCAAAAUCUACGCACACAAGAUCUACCUCUCCACGUCCUCCUCCAAGUUUUACGACCUGUUCCUCAUGGACCUGAGCGAGGAGGAUCAGCCAAGCGCCGUGGGGCAGGGCUUCGGGCCGGCCGUGCCGGCGGCUGCUGAGAGGAUGCUGCACCAAGAGGAGAGGCACCACGGGAGGGAUUUCCUCCUCCGAGCAGCCAGCUUUGAUAUCUGUGAGAGCAGCGAGGAGGCCGGGUCUGGCCAGCGCAAACCGUGCCUUAGAGCCUCCACCAGUGACGGGAUCCUGCGGGGCAACCGCUACGAGAGCGGCGAGCGCGGGCUGCGGCGGGGAAGGGACCUGUCCUCAUGGAGCCGGGCUUUCACCAGCAUCCAGGAGGAGAUGGCAGAAGAUCCUUUGACUUACAAAUCCAAACUGAUGGUGGUGGUGAAGAUGGACUCUUCCAUCCAACCUGGUCCUUUCCGGGCCGUGCUGAAGUACCUGUACACCGGGGAGCUGGAUGAGAACGAGCGGGACCUCAUGCACAUCGCUCACAUCGCCGAGCUGCUGGAGGUGUUCGACCUCCGCAUGAUGGUGGCCAACAUCCUCAACAACGAGGCUUUCAUGAACCAGGAGAUCACCAAAGCCUUCCACGUCCGCAGGACCAACCGGGUGAAGGAAUGCCUGGCCAAGGGGACUUUUUCGGAUGUCACCUUUGUGCUGGAUGAUGGUGCUAUCAGUGCCCACAAGCCCCUGCUCAUCUCCAGCUGCGACUGGAUGGCUGCCAUGUUCGGCGGCCCCUUCGUGGAGAGCUCAACCAACGAGGUGGCUCUUCCUUACACCAGCAAGAGCUGCAUGAGGGCGGUGCUGGAGUAUCUCUACACCGGGCAGUUCAGCUCCAGCCCCGACCUGGACGACAUGAAGCUCAUCAUCCUCGCCAACCGCCUCUGCCUCCCACACUUGGUGGCUCUCACUGAGCAGUACACUGUCACCGGGCUGAUGGAGGCGGCGCAGAUGAUGGUGGACAUCGAUGGGGACGUGCUGGUGUUCCUCGAGCUGGCUCAGUUCCACUGUGCUUACCAGCUGGCUGACUGGUGCCUCCAUCACAUCUGCACCAACUACAACAACGUGUGCCGCAAGUUCCCCCGGGACAUGAAGGCCAUGUCUGGAGAGAACCAGGAGUACUUCGAGAAGCACCGCUGGCCGCCGGUGUGGUACCUGAAGGAGGAGGAUCACUACCAGCGGGCCAAGAAGGAGCGGGAGAAGGAAGACUACCUCCACCUCAAACGGCAGCCCAAGAGGCGCUGGCUCUUCUGGAACGCCUCCUCCUCCCCUUCCUCUCCUUCAUCAUCAGCAGCCACAGCCUCCUCCUCCUCCUCCUCUUCCUCCUCCUCGGCUGUGGUUUGAAAGCCCGUCAUUACCCUGGCUCCAGCAUCCCUGGGAGGAUGAGGAGGAGGAUGAGGAUGAGGAUGAGGAGGAGGAUGAGGAUGAGGAUAAGGAUGAGGAUGAGGAUGAGGAUGAGGAUGAGGAUGAGGAUGAGGAAGGGUGACAGGACCUGUCCCAGCGCCAGGCAUGGAGCGGCCGCCGCCGGCCGAAGCCGCAGAGGAGCUGGUGGCAGCGGGGGCUCGUCCUUGAGAGGGGGGCUCAGCCCCAGCCCCAGCCCCAGCCCCAGCCCUGGGCUGCUGGAGCAGCACCGAGCAGCAGGAGAAACUCACGUUUACAGGAGCUUUGUUGUGUGGUUUGAUUUGGGGUUGCUUUUGGGUUGGUUUUUGGGGGAUUUGGUGUCUUUCUUUUCGGAACAUCAGCAGCAUGAGGAAGAAGAAGGAACCCAUCCUGCUUCCACUUGCAUCACUCCCCAGAAGCUGGGGGAUGUGGUUGGUUUGGCUGAUGGCAUCUCACCACCCUGGGCAGCCAGAGCUGCUGGGGGAUGGAGGGAGGGGGGGGGUCCUGUCACCCCCAUUGACUUGCAGCAGGGUCAGACACCAUGCAGAGGGACCCCAGUCCCCAAAUGCCUCUGGGCACUGCAGCAUCCCUCCUUCUACCCACAAGUGGGGUCUGUCCUAAUUCCAGGGAGGGGGUAGGUGACAGGAGCUCUCUCCUCCCUGCCACUUUCUUUUUGUUUAAAAAGAAAACAAGCAAAAAUAAACCCCACAAGGCUCCCAAACCCCACACCCCAAGCUGCCACACCAGAAACCAACCCCAGGCCCUUGCCUUGGGAUUUUAGCCUGGAAGGCUCCAUUGUAAUAAAUGGUCUUUUCAAAGCCCAGCGUGGUCCCUGUGUGUUUGGGAGGAAGCGACUGGACACGGGGCAGCCUUGUGCCCUGUUUGGGGUGACACCAGCACCCCCUUACCAGUGCUCCCAGGAUGGACAAGGGACAGUGAGAGGUUGCAGGAUCCAGCCAUCCCCAAAGCCUUGUACAAGGAGGAGGUGGCUUUACCAUCAGACUGACUUUGCAUGUCCCACCUGUGUCCUUGUAGGUGCACCAACAGGCAGGAGAAGGCAGCUUGGUGGGCUGCCAGCCAGGGCAAGAGGGCCCCAAAACCUCUGCUCAACCUCCCAGGCUGGGCAGGGGGAAGCUCCUUUGAGCCCACUCUGGGCUGAGAAGGCAAGCCUGUGGGGAUGCUCCCGCUGUCCCCUCCUGCUCUGUGCUGCUCCUCCUGCCUCACCUCGGUAGGGCACUUGGAAUCCCUCUUUUUCGCAUGCUUGUCCUCAGCCACAGAUGCAGGAGCGAGGCUGCAGCUCCAGCGAGCUCCCACUUUGGUGUUCUCACACUUUGCAGCACCUCCAGCACAGGUAGGACCACGAGUUUCUUUUCCCUUUCCAAUCCGGGCUGGGUUUGCCUUCCCCAGGCCAGGACCCCUGAGCCCCUGGAUCCUGGCACUAAACCCUGCAUGUGCCUGGCUCUGCAGGAGCUCCCUGCCCAGGUUUGCAUGCUUGGGAAGCAACGUGGGGGCUGCCCAGGACACGACCUCGGGCAUGAAACCUCCAGGGAGGUCACCACCAGCUCCUGCUUUCAGCACUUGCUCCAGCCUGGUGUUUCUCUGUAAACCCAACAGCAGGGUGAAGGCUGAUGGGCAGCUCCAGGGAGCUUUGUUGGGGCCAGCAGAGCCCUUUUCUCACUAAGCACUGCAUGGAUUUGCAACGCAGCUAUAGCAGCACACAGAGCCCUGGCUGGGUGUAGCUGGAGCAGCCCCUCAGCAGCAGCUCUGGCCCCAGGGACUGAGAUUUCAGCCUCUUGCUUUUUGCAGGUGACUAAAAACCACAGGACUCACGGGGUAGGGGGGUAAAGGCAGAGCCCAGGUUGGCUGCUGAGGACUUUUCCCUGGCAGAAGCAUCACUGGUGAGGAACCUCAGUACCCUGUGAGGCAGCUGCUGAGCAUCUGCUCCAGCUCCUUUGGUGCCCAAUGCAAACCUGGAGCAGACCAGCCUUAGGGCAGAGCAAAAAGUGUGUGUCUGUGUCUCUGUGUGUGUGUGUGUGUGUGUGAGAGAGAGAGAGAGGGAAACACAAACCCAAGAUGAGCAAUCAGGAGGAUUUUUUAACAAGUUUAUUCUUCCUUCAUAAAGAGACAUGUAAAAAAAACCCCUGGAAAUAGCAAACUGGCUGGGCCAGAGCUCUGUAUAAAACCCACACAGUCAUGCAAGUACAAACCAACCAAAUCCAACAAUAUUUUUCUAUUAGCUUUUAAGUUAAUAAAUGCACACGUUUACAGUUACUAAAUAAAUACAUAA
This is a messenger RNA of Colius striatus (speckled mousebird), 5109 nucleotides long. RefSeq names its product Rho related BTB domain containing 2 (gene RHOBTB2). The transcript is spliced from 10 exons. Gene Ontology annotation, biological process: small GTPase-mediated signal transduction. NCBI's taxonomy places the organism in Eukaryota, Metazoa, Chordata, Aves, Coliiformes, Coliidae. Gene Ontology annotation, molecular function: protein binding; GTP binding; GTPase activity. The record is from RefSeq and is a predicted model, not a curated record. The coding region runs from base 579 to 2786 and encodes 735 amino acids.